UCUAGAAAUAGCAAGUCGCUCUCUGCAAUGGUGGCUGCUAAAAAGUCUAUCAAUAACAGUCAUACACCUUCUCCGUUACAACAGCAAGUACUUGCAAGAUCUCCAUCCAUCAGCAGCAAUAAUUCCAACCACUCCACGACAAGUUCUUCUCAGGCGCAAUUUGUAAUCCUGUUGGAUAAGACUCCCCAGAACUUGACUCCUACGCAGAGAUUACAAUUGCGCAAACUGCAACUUAACAACAGCAUCUCUAAGUUCAAAUCAGACGACACAAAUAUCAGUUUGCCAGAUGAAGAAAUCGACGUUGCAGACGUUCAGUUUCUGAUGGCUCUCUUUAAUGCUCCGCUUUCGCAACAAUUUACUUCUAUCAGCCACCGUGAAAAGUUUCUCUUUGAUAACACCGAAAGAAAGUCGUCUUUGACCAAUAGCGAUUCAACAAGAUCUUCGUCAAUUCUCAGUCAGGAUAGUUUUAACGAAACCAGCUCGUCUGUGUCAGACUAUGAGGAUGUCUCGUUUGCAUUCUACAAGAGUGUCAAUAGUUCGUUUUCGAGUCUUGAGUUCAGCUCCAUCUCUAGAGACGCUCAGGAAUUGACCCUCUUGUUCAAUAAGGAUGAGUCCGUUCAGAUCGCCGAAGAAUCAGCAUGCCGUCAACAGAUGUUGAAUAGCUUCAGAAAAGUCCCCAGUCCACAAACUUCAACUGCCUCACCCAAUCCCCUUCAAUCUUAUUCCUCUUCCAGACCUCUUGCUAGGAAUCAUUCCGUUUCCCGGCCUCAAGCACCAAGGCAGAACCUACCACCACUUCCUCCUUCUCAGUCACAGGUAGGGCGUUCCUCUUCGGUUUCCAAGUACUACACUUUUACCAGACCUACAUGGUUACCUCCAAAAUCAUCAUACGACAAACGUAAGCAUCAAAAAGAAUCUGAAGAUAUUCUUCUAAAUGCAAUGAAGAUAGAAGCAGAGCAACUGCGCAAGAAAUUGAUUCAAUUACAAACAAUCAAGAAGCAAAAACUCAAGGACUUGAAGGUUUGGGAAGCAUUGACAGCUCUCCCAACAAUGGAAGAUUACGAGGAAAAAUUAUCAUCAGUGAAAAGUUUCGAUGGUAUGUAUUGGAGAGGAAUCCCAGAAAGUGUUAGAGGAAAGGUUUGGUGGAGAAACUUGAACUCCAAAUUCAAAUUCUAUCCCAACGGAAAAAAGGAUGCUCACAUGAACAAGUUCAAUGUCCAAUUUUGCGAAUACUACUUCCAAAUGUACGACAGUGUUGUAUUACCAAAUGUGAAGCAAUUGGAAAAGCUUGCACGCGAACACAACCAGAUGAAGGUAAUCGUGGAUCAGUAUGAAGGUCAUGGUGUAAGAACUGUGAAGCGUUCACUUUAUUUGGAUGCAAAAUCAGCCGAAACAAAGGCAGCUCAAAAACUCAAAACACUUCAAAACAUACACAUCAGUGAUUGCAACAACAUGAAGUUGUCCACCUUGAAGUCCUUAUACGAUACAAUUACAACAGAUUUGUUAGAUGUGUACCCGGAUUUGAAUCAUUUCCAAAACUUUGACAUUAUUCAGAAAUUGACCAAGAUUAUUACUUGUUUUGUAUUGUAUUUACACCAAAAUUCUGGCUCUCAGGAUGACAACAUCACCAAGUUCUAUUUCGCAGGUUUGAAAAACUUGGUGGCUGUCUUCCAAUUCAACUUCAAGAAUACUUACAAGACAUUUGUCACUAUCUGUCAAUUUUUCGACGACCAUAUUCCAAGUUUGCUAUUGAACUUGAGAGUCCUUGAAGAUAAAGCUGCGCAGGCCCUUUUAUUGGAUUCUUUCUCCAAUUUGUAUCUCAAUGCUUUUGAGCAACAUUUUAUGAAGAACUUGGAGAGAUUGUAUAUUCACUUUAAGGUUGUUCAUUUGAAACCAAUCGACUACUUACCUAAUUUGAUAUUGGGUUUGUUUACCGACCUUCUUAAUUUCGAACUUUCCAAUCACAUUCUUGAUAUUUAUGUUUUUGAAUGUGGAAAGUUUGACGAAUUUGUUACAAGACUUAUUUUAGGUUUCUUCACGCAAAUAGGACACAAAUUGUACGGUUCAAGAGACGAAAUUUUGAAGACACUUAAGGGCCUCGAUUUCAAAGUCGAUGGUAACGACGAUAUUUAUAGAUAUUUCAACGUUGGUUAUGAACACGAUUUUAUAGAAACUAUCAGAUCUGUUAAGAUAUAG
Molecule: messenger RNA, 2196 nt
Organism: Scheffersomyces stipitis CBS 6054
Lineage: Eukaryota; Fungi; Ascomycota; Pichiomycetes; Serinales; Debaryomycetaceae
Exons: 2
Source: RefSeq, a predicted model, not a curated record